CGCGCGCGGGGCGUGUAGCGGACGCGGCUUAAGUGAUAACACAAAUUAUUUUAAAAUUAAAUAUCAGCAGUUUGAAUAUAAAAACAGUGAAGCCUUAUUGUUUGUGGGACAAGUGUCUAGUGACAUUGUUUUACACGCACACAUUUUUUAUUGUUGAUUUUGGCUGGUUUUUCGACUCCUAUUAUGUGAGAAACUUUUAUCAAACUGAAUUUGACUUGACCCGGCUGCUUUUGUUCUGUGAAUGGUACAAUAGUGAGUGGGAUCCAUCAAGAAGACGACAAACCGGACAUAUUUUGGAAGAUUUUGCAAUUUGGGACUAUGAAACAAAAGGUUUUUAUUUUAUUUAAAAAAAUAAUAAUAAUUUGAGUGGGUACAAAUUUGCUAACUCUCAUACCCACAUUACUGUUAAUUUACGGAAUGGCUCGAGUAUAUAGAAGCAAUAUUUCGUCAACUAAUCGUGUGCACUUCAUGGCUUAGCGGUUGACGUCGCGGCGUAGAUGACAGAAGGUUGAGAGUUCGAUCCUACCUAAGGCGGAAGUUUAAAGGGCGCUACAUUAUACUUUUUUUUUUUUUUUUUUUUUAGGUUUUAUUGUGGACGUAAUUUUAUUGUAACGUUAUAGAUAUAAAAAAUAUAUAUAUUGGAUAAUUGAUACUAUUUAAUUAUUAUUUGUGGAAUUAGUUUUAUUUUAUUAGCCUGUAUGACAUUUUAUGUAAUCUUGAUGUUAAUUAAUAUUCUUUGUGCUAUCCCACCUUUGUGGAUUUGUUAGAUAGGUAUUCAAAUAAUUUUUUUUGUAUGUUGUUUUUAUAAUUUAAUUUUGUUUUAUUAUGAAUGAAUGUACUUAUACUUCUUUUUUUUUAUUUUAUUUUUUUUAAGAUUUUAGUGUGGACGUCAUUUUAUUGUAACGUUAUAGAUAUAAAAAAAAAAUUGGAUAAUUGAUACUAUUUAAUUAUUAUUUGUGGAAUUAGUUUUAUUUUAUUAGCCUGUAUGACAUUUUAUGUAAUCUUGAUGUUAAUUAAUAUUCUUUGUGCUAUCCCACCUUUGUGGAUUUGUUAGAUAGGUAUUCAAAUAAUUUUUUUGUAUGUUGUUUUUAUAAUUUAAUUUUGUUUUAUUAUGAAUGAAUGUACUUAUCGUUUUUUUUUUUUUUUUUUUUAAAUACUUUUUAAUUAUUAUUAUUUUUUUAUUUAUUUACUUUUUACUUUUGCAAAUGCCAAAAUUAUUUACCUACUUUUGUCUUAUUUUUUGUGCAAUUGACGAAACUGCUGGUGGAUAAUAUUAAAUGAUAAAUUGAAUUUUGUUGUUAUUAAUGUUAUAUAACAUAUUUUAUAAUUAUUUAUAACGAUUUUAAAUAAUGAAUAGUCCCACAAGGGCAACAUGCCCUCAUUGUCCGGGUUCCACACGCCUUUUUGUGGUGCCCCGGGGUCUAAAUGUGCAUAUUUCUCAUAUGCAUAAAGACAGCCAGAUACAGCCGUCGAUACUGCCUCGGGUGCCGUGUGCUGUAACUGCUGAUGCUCAUUCACAAACCCAGAGUGUUAUCCAUACUCUGGACGAUUUGGCAUCUUACAAAAAUAAAAUUCCUGUGCUUAAGCACAUCCCUAAGGGGGCCAGGAAUUUAGUCGCAGGAAAGCUCAGAGUGAUUAUGGACGGCUGCAUAAACAAUAACGGUGUGGCGGACUGGGUUUCCUUGUUGUCAUUUUCUUACACGACUCUGAGAAUUCCAGAUCGAGGUGACCCCCGUUCGCUUACUGCAAAGGUUAAGGAGAAUGCAAACAAUAAUAGCCCGUAUUUUUUAGAGGACUUCAAACACAAGCCACGAUCCAUUGUCAAAAGAAUCGAAGCCAAGGAUCAUGAGGGUGAUUUGCGUGGAGCUGUCCGUCUUUUAGUGUCGGAGGAUUCUUUAGCACCUUUUAACGAUGAGACCUUAAGCGCAUUACGUGAUAAACAUCCUACUCCUUUUCGUCCCUUAUCAUUGCCGCCAGCGCCUGAUUCUAGUUGCCCUUUUUUGACUGUCAACUCGGAGGAUGUUGCAGACGCAAUUAGUUCCUUUUAUAGCGGCUCUGCACCUGGCCUUGAUGGUUUACGUCCAAACCAUUUAAAGGAGCUCAUUUCCCCUUCCGCCGGUGAAAAUGGUGUUCGUCUAUUGCACUCAAUUACAGACUUAUGCAAUUUCAUACUAAGAGGUACGGUUAAUGUACAGGUGUGUCCUUAUUUGUACGGAGGUAGCUUAUGCGCUCUAACUAAGAAGGACGGCGGUGUGAGACCAAUUGCGGUGGGGUCUGUGCUGCGUCGUCUCGCUGCCAAGCUUGGGUGUCGGUCUGUAAGGAAUGAAAUGGCCUCGUACUUGCAGCCCCACCAGCUGGGCUUCGGGACUGCUCUUGGGUGUGAGGCCGCCAUUCAUGCUACCCGUGCAUUUGCUAUGAGCAGGGAGAGCUGUAACAGUGCAAUUGUAAAGCUUGAUAUAAGGAAUGCUUUUAAUAGCUUAGAGACAGAUAUAAUUUUAAAUGAAAUCAAGGAAAAGAUUCCGGCUUUAUACCCAUUCUUGUAUCAGUGUUACAGCUCUUCCAGCAAGUUAUUCUUUAUGGAAUCUUCCAUUGACUCAGAGGUAGGUGCCCAGCAGGGCGAUCCUCUUGGCCCAUUAAUUUUUAGUCUUGCUAUCCACAGCAUUAUAAAGACCGUCAAGUCACCUUUAAACCUAUGGUAUUUAGAUGACGGCACAAUAGGUGGUCCCCCAGAUUCCGUGCUAGACGACAUCAGACUUUUAUUUCCGAAGUUGCGAGAUGUCGGCUUGGAGGUUAAUACUGGGAAAUGUGAGGUAUACUUUUCUACUGAAGUAUCAGCAAGCGUAGUUAAUGAUUUUCAGGAGUUGGUUCCAGGUAUCAAAGUUUUGAAUAAAAGUAAUUUCAUUUUGCUUGGUACUCCAAUAUUUCAGGAUGGAGUUCCAAGUUCUCUGGAAAUAAAAAGGCAGUUAUUGUCGUCAUUGCGCGGCAACCUAUUGAGCUUAUCAUCUCACGUGGCUCUCGUCUUGCUUCGUUGUUGCUUUUCGAUGCCUCGUUUGACGUAUUUGGUGAGAACUUGUCCAACGUGGCUUUUCACUCAAGAUGUGGCCCAGCUUGAUGCUUUGUUGAGGGAUACACUGGAGGCUAUUUUAAACGUAAGCUUGGAUGACAGACAAUGGUGCCAGGCUGUUUUACCUAUACGUCAUGGCGGCCUGGGGGUGCGACAGAUGGAGCGUACUGGGCUCGCUGCUUUCCUGGCUUCGUGUUAUGGAGUUGUAGACUUUGUUGCUAAGUUACUGGGUACGAAUGGUGAUGGAUCUACGAUUCCGUUUGCGAGCGAGGCUUUGGCGGCUUGGGGCCUUUUAUGUCCGAAUGAGGCGCUCCCGGUGAACAGGAGCUCGCAGAGGUGUUGGGAUGAUGUGCUGUGCAAGCUGACUUUGUCAACUUUGCUAGGAGACGCCGCUGGAGUUGAAUUAGCGCGCCUGAAAGCGGUCUCCAGUCCGGAAUCUGGUGCUUGGUUGCAAGCAUUGCCUUCACCACAGCUGGGGACACUUCUUGAUAAUAAUUCAUUGAGAGUGGCCACAGCUUUGAGACUCGGUUGCAGCAUUUGCGAGCCUCAUCGAUGUGUCUGUGGUAGUAUGGUGGAUGCCGCCGGGCUGCAUGGACUGAGUUGUGUUAGAUCGGCUGGCCGCUUCCCGAGACACCAUGCACUUAAUGAUAUUAUUCGACGUGCUUUGGUCUCCGCAAAUAUCCCGUGUGUGUUGGAACCACCAGGCCUCAGCAGGUCGGAUGGUAAGAGGCCGGAUGGUUUGACUCUGAUUCCUUGGGAAAAGGGACGCUGCUUGUUAUGGGACGCAACCUGUAGCUGUACGUACGCGGCGUGUCAUUUAUCUGGGACCCGACAAUGUGCGGGCUUUGCUGCUGAGGCGUCGGCUAAAACGAAGCAUGCCAAGUACGAUGCUCUGAAAUCUACAUACCUGUUUGUUCCAGUGGCAGUGGAAACGACGGGUGUGUGGAGUUCGGAGGCCAAAAAGUUUAUUGCCGCAAUUGGCCACCGCCUCAGAGGGCAAGGCCACGAUCCUCGGUCUGGGUCGUACCUGGUUCAGAGAUUAUCCAUUGCCAUACAGCGUGGCAAUGCUGCUAGCGUAAUGGGUACUUUCGGGCCGGGUGCGAUCCAGAGUGGCUUGUUUGACUAGCCGAUGCCUACGCGCGCAUUGCUGUUAGCGUGGACCUUUAUGUUACAUAUGACGACGCUCGCAGCUGAAAGUAAGUAUUGUACUUUUUGACGAAGCAUGUUGCUGAUAACUUUAUUUCUGUAAUCUGACGAAGCAUGUUGCGGAUAAUAACAUGUACUUUUAGGUUAGGAAUAUUGUGUUCUUUUUUUUUAUAAU
Bombyx mori (domestic silkworm) is the source of this 4385-nucleotide messenger RNA. RefSeq lists its product as uncharacterized. NCBI's taxonomy places the organism in Eukaryota, Metazoa, Arthropoda, Insecta, Lepidoptera, Bombycidae. The record is from RefSeq and is a predicted model, not a curated record. The transcript has 2 exons. Bases 1350 to 4190 code for a protein of 946 amino acids.